UUGUGGGGGGACAGGGUCGUAAUCCCGGAAAAAUUACAAAAAAAAGUCCUAAGCAUGCUGCACGAAGGGCACCCCGGCAUCGUUAGGACAAAAGCCCUGGCCAGAAGCCACGUCUGGUGGCCAGGGAUGGACAAGGAGAUCGAAGCCUGGGUAGCCUCCUGCAAGCAGUGCCAGGAAUCAAGACCAAACCCCCCCGCCGCCCCGAGCCGAGAGUGGGAAACCCCCAGGGGUCCAUGGUCCCGAAUCCACGUAGAUUUCGCGGGACCAACCAAAGGACACACCUUCCUGGUAACCGUAGACGCUUACUCAAACUGGCUGGAGGUAAGCAACAUGAAGACGACAACCACAGACUCCGUCAUCAGAGAACUCAGCAAACUCUUCGCAACCCACGGCCUCCCAGAUGUCAUCGUAUCGGACAACGGCCCCCAGUUCACCGCACUACCGUUCGAGAAAUUCCUAGCAGAACGAGGAAUCCGACACGCAUUAACAGCGCCGGCGCACCCGGCGGCGAACGGUAGGGCGGAGAAAAUGGUCCAAUUUACAAAAAAGACCAUCCAAAAGAUCGAAACCGGCGACAUACAGGACAAGAUAAAUCGAAUGCUCCUAAUUCAACACAUAACCCCGAGUACCACAACGAACAAGAGCCCAGCGGAGCUACUAAUGGGAAGAAAACUGCGAUCCCCGCUCGACCGCCUG
This is a messenger RNA of Pseudonaja textilis, 696 nucleotides long. The record is from RefSeq and is a predicted model, not a curated record. NCBI's taxonomy places the organism in Eukaryota, Metazoa, Chordata, Lepidosauria, Squamata, Elapidae.